Molecule: messenger RNA, 723 nt
Organism: Dermacentor silvarum
Lineage: Eukaryota; Metazoa; Arthropoda; Arachnida; Ixodida; Ixodidae
Exons: 7
Coding region: 181-723 (180 amino acids)
Source: RefSeq, a predicted model, not a curated record
UUUCAGGUGGAGGAAAGUUUUCGCAAUCUUUCCGCAGCGAUAACUAUUCAUGUAGAAAGCGUGUCUGAGAAUACCAAUUUGUCGGUACUAAUCAACGCAUCGCAUGGAAAGGUCCACCUAGACGGUCAGAAAACGCUGAAGAACCUCGAAGACUAUGGAAAGCCUACAAGCGCAAAAAAUAUGGAUGUCUAUUACCUUUUUGUUUCGUACCAGAUGGAUAAGCACGACCAAGCUGCAGUCGUCUCUAUGGAUUCAACCGGAGUGGCCUCUACAAAUGGAACUUUGUGCACGGAUCAACCAAGUGCAGCAGUCGUCCGGCAUUACUUUCAGAAAACAGACUUUUAUUGGAGAACUGCGAAAGCUUUGGCGUAUAUUUGUGGCGCCCAGCCCAUCUCUUAUUUUACAUCGCUUACACCAAAGAACUUCACCGCGGUGAAAGACAAGCUCUCACGCUGCCUAGGAAUGCGUGCAGAAGAAAACCACCAACCUGGACAUAGCCAUCACGCUGCAGCAAAACAGAGAAGCUGCAAAAUGGAGUUCCUACUGUAUCGUCAUGCUAACAGCAGAGGCAGCGAGCCAAGUCUCCUGGAGAACAUGCGCUCCUUGGUGCUGCUAUGGGUGCAACUGGGUGACACAGUGGCCGAUGAUUUCAACACCGACCAGUGGCGCCAAAUAACGCUUCAAAGCAUCAACAAUAUCGCAGACGCCCAUCUGCGACUCUAG